UUCGUGCGUUCAUAUAUACGGUUUAAGUUCGAUAGUACGCAACAUCCUAACUAACUAAAGAAGAUUAUUAGUUUUUUUUUUAUUUUCAAUUUUUUGUUGAUAUUUUUCGCGAAAGUAUUACUCAAUACGAGUAUGAGAAUCAUUCGCGUCAUUGAAAAACGAUCGAAAAAUGUCGCUAACGCGAUCGCGAGAGGAUCCUUCUUAGUGAUAACAACAAGUAUUUAACGAUAAAUACGGAAUUAAUAAAUAAAAUAACAAAAGUUUUUCUAUUCGUAAAAUCGUCUAACCGAUAGGAAGAAUAUGCUUUGUUGGAAAUCAUGUCGAAUUUUACGAGGAUAACUCAUUCCUGGUCUAACGGUAUAAAUUGCACACCACCUGCGAUAGAAGAUUUUCCACAUGAUCUGUUUGACGAGGCACAGAGGCAAGGCGGUGCCGUCGUUGUGCACGUAAUAGUGUCCCUUUAUCUAUUUAUCGCAUUAGCAGUAGUAUGCGAUAAAUUCUUUGUACCUGCGGUAGAAAAAAUAUGUCACGCACUGUCGAUGUCAAAAGACGUAGCUGGUGCGACGUUCAUGGCGGCUGCUACGUCCGCACCGGAAUUGUUCGUCAAUGCGAUCGGUACUUUCAUUACCGAAGGUGACAUAGGAGUUGGAACCAUCGUCGGAUCGGCGGUGUUCAAUAUUCUUGCCGUUCCUGCUUGUUGUGGGAUCGGUGCAGGAAUGGUUGUACCAUUAGAUUGGUGGCCUGUUAGCAGGGAUUGUUUAGCUUAUGGUGUAACAGUCGCCAUUUUAAUAUGCAUCAUACACGACGAACGCGUCGAGUGGUACGAGGCACUUACCCUGGUUCUACUUUACAUAGUUUACAUUGCUGUCAUGUACUGGGAUAAAUCAUUUCAACGGUGUACGAGAUUUCGUGCAAACAGCGAUCAAUUCUCGUCGACGGACUGUCACAUCGCUACCGAUGCCGAUGAGAUUCAUUUACCCAGACCCGAUAAAUUACAAUCGUCUGGUGAUCGUGUCGAACAAAUAGCAACCAUAGAUGUACCAUUACAAAAUGGUGGUACCAAAGCACAAGAAGAAAAUCCUGAACCGAAUUACGAGUACGAAUUAUUAGUUUGGCCUGCAAGAGGUGGAUGGAUCAGAAAGACAGCUUGGAUUAUGACAUGGCCGAUUCAUCUGAUAUUCAUGUGUACAAUACCAGAUUGCGAAAAGCCACGAUUUAAAAAUUGGUUCCCUGUUACGUUCCUGAUGUGUAUCAUUUGGAUCGGUUCGUUGAGUUACGUGGUAGCGUGGAUGAUCACGAUUAUCGGCGAUACAUUGAAGAUACCAGACUCUGUAAUGGGUAUUACGUUCCUCGCGGCUGGUACCAGCGUACCGGAAGCAGUAUCAAGCGUGAUCGUCGCGAAACAAGGACACGGUUCUAUGGGAAUAAGUAAUUCGAUCGGUUCUAACACGUUCGACAUACUCUUAUGUUUGGGUCUACCAUGGUUAAUAAAAUCCUCGUUUUCGCCCACGCAACCGGGGAAACAUUACAUCAGCAUAAAUUCCGGUGGUUUAGAGUACAGCGCCAUAUCAUUGUUAUCGACGUUAAUGUUACUCUACAUCGCCUUCGCCUCGAAUAAGUUUCAACUAGAUCGAAAAGUAGGCCGAGCCUGUUUGUGUAUGUACGCGGUAUUCCUGAUAUUGGCCUCGUUGAUAGAGCUCAACGUAUUCUUCACGGUUAAUUUGCCAACUUGUCAGAGGACGGUCAAAUGAUCGGCGACCAUCGAAGGAUGUACGGAGAUUGACGAUGCUCCAAGUACACGAUUAUUAAACAACGUUCAAAGUUCUGCGGGUUACUCUCUUUCAAAUAUCGCCGAUAUUACGAGACAUUCGUGUGCGAUAUGAUUAAUAAUCGUAAUCGAGAGAGUGCUUAUUUUUACCCUACCCCCUCCUUCUUCUCCCCUUUCAACCCUCAAUCACCUCAAAUAUGCAGUGUUGUUACGUGGUCUCACCGUUUUUUUUUUUUUCUAAUAUCGCCGUGAUUAUAUAAACGUUGUAUAAGAUUGCUCAUAUUCUCUUUUUCUCUCUCUCUCUUUCUCUCUUUAUUUUUCAUUUUCUUUCUCUUUUUUUUCUAAUUACUUUUAUAUUACUUUGUCGAGUUUUAAGUUAAUCCUUUUAGAUUUUAAACAACAACCAUCAUCAUACUACUACUCCGUUUUUAUUUGACAUACUUUCAUGUAUUACACAUUUGUAAUCUCAUCAUUUGUUAUCUAUUUCUUUUUCUCUUCUAUUUCUUUGUCUAUAUAUCAUUUAACAUUUGUUCACAAGGCGCAUUUUGUACACAACGGUAAGAAAAGAAAAAAACAUGAAAGUUUACAGUUAAUAAAAACGAUCCACGAAGUGCCAGGCCGGCCGUUCGAGGACGAACAGCUAAUUCCGACCAAAAGUUUUAGAAAGUAAGAAUUUGUUAAGAUGUAAACGUAAAACUUCUAAUCGUAAGGAAUCUCG
Molecule: messenger RNA, 2486 nt
Organism: Polistes dominula (European paper wasp)
Lineage: Eukaryota; Metazoa; Arthropoda; Insecta; Hymenoptera; Vespidae
Gene: zyd
Product: sodium/potassium/calcium exchanger zydeco
Biological process (GO): intracellular calcium ion homeostasis; calcium ion transmembrane transport
Cellular component (GO): plasma membrane
Molecular function (GO): calcium channel activity; calcium, potassium:sodium antiporter activity
Source: RefSeq, a predicted model, not a curated record